AUAGACGCUCCAAGCACCUAAUUCCUCUUUGUUGCUACUCUUUACCACGUCUCUCUCUCUCGAUCUCUCUUUCCCAUGAAGCGAUUCCCUGGAUUCUUCAUCGCCCCCCUCCUUCUCCUCACUCUAAUCUCCGUUUCCUACUUCCAAUCCAACUCCGACGGGACAUGGAAGUAUCCUUUCCGCUCCUCGGACCUCCUGCCUCUUCUCCCCUCCUCAAUCUCGUGGCCGAUCCUCCGUUCGCUGCGCAGCGCCGUCGACCUGCUCCCGACGUACGUCGGCGUCGUAUCAUCGCCGGAGACCAAACUACAGUGGAAAGGUGCGUGCUUUUACAACAACACGGCGUGGAUGGAGUUUCACAAUAAGAGUAAGUCGCCAUACGGCGGCGGAACUCUCCAUAUAAUGGUCAAUAAUGCUCAUAGCUGGACUUGUAUGGAUCUUUACGUUUUUGCAACUCCAUAUCGCGUUACGUGGGAUUAUUAUUUUUUGUCUCGAGAGCAUACCCUUGAGUUUGAUGAGUGGGAAGGAAAAGAAGAGUAUGAACAUGUAAAACAUCAUGGCGUGUCUAUCUUCCUCAUGCAAUCUGGGAUGUUGGGAACUCUCCGUGCUUUGUGGGACGUUUUCCCUCUAUUCACAAAUACGGGAUGGGGUGAGAACUCAAAUCUCGCUUUUCUCAAGAAGCAUAUGGGGGCAAAAUUUGAGGAACGACCCAAACCUUGGAUAUCGAGCAUCAAUGUUGAUGACGUUCACUCGGGUGAUUUCUUAACUUUAUCUAAAAUCCGUGGCAGAUGGGGUGGUUUUGAAACUCUUGAAAAGUGGGUGACUGGUGCGUAUGCUGGUCAUACUGCUGUUUGCCUAAAGGAUUCUGAAGGAAAACUUUGGGUUGCAGAAUCUGGACAUGAAAAUGACAAGGGUGAAGAUGUAAUUGCUAUAUUACCAUGGGAGGAGUGGUGGGAUUUUGAAUUGAACAAAGAUGACUCAAAUCCGCAAAUUGCAUUGCUUCCACUGCAUCCUGAUGUCCGUGCCAAAUUAAAUGUUACUGCAGCUUGGGAGUAUGCUCGAAGCAUGGAUGGAAAGCCUUAUGGCUAUCACAAUAUGAUCUUCAGUUGGAUAGAUACUCCAAAAGAUAACUACCCGCCACCAAUUGAUGCACAUUUGGUUGCUUCUGGUAUGAUAAUGUGGUCUAAAAUUCAGCCAGCUUAUGCUGCUAAUAUGUGGAAUGAAGCCUUGAACAAACGGAUUCAAACUGAGGGACUUGAUCUGCCCAAUAUUAUUGUUGAAGCGGAGAAGCUUGGCUUUUCGUUCGACAAAUUGCUGGCAAUUCCAGAGAAUGAUGAUUGGAUUUAUUCAGACGGGAAAUCAACUUCUUGUGUUGCUUUCAUCCUGGAGAUGUACAAGCAUGCCGGCCUGUUUGAUCCUAUCGCCAGGUCUAUACAAGUCAAUGAGUUCACAAUUAAAGAUGCAUACACCCUAAAGUUCUUUGAGAACAACUAUAGCCGACUGCCUGAGUGGUGCAACAAAGAGGACAAUGUGAAGCUUCCUUUCUGUCAGAUUAAAGGGAAAUAUAGGAUGGAAUUACCUGGAUACAAUACCAUGGAGCCAUAUCCUCACAUGAAUGAGAAAUGCCCUUCUCUUCCACCAGACUAUGACAGGCCAACCUAUUGUUGAAGAAGAAGGUAAGGUGUUCUUAUCGAAAAUAUGUACAUCACACUCGUAGUUAAGGAAUCAGAUACUUGUUCUUCUGCAUGUAUCCACGUUCCAUUCUUUUUUAGGG
Phalaenopsis equestris is the source of this 1771-nucleotide messenger RNA. RefSeq lists its product as uncharacterized. The record is from RefSeq and is a predicted model, not a curated record. The transcript has 7 exons. NCBI's taxonomy places the organism in Eukaryota, Viridiplantae, Streptophyta, Magnoliopsida, Asparagales, Orchidaceae. The coding region runs from base 76 to 1665 and encodes 529 amino acids.